Messenger RNA from Trichoderma aggressivum f. europaeum, 1578 nucleotides. RefSeq names its product transcriptional regulator family: Fungal Specific TF. The coding region runs from base 1 to 1578 and encodes 525 amino acids. Gene Ontology annotation, biological process: positive regulation of transcription by RNA polymerase II. Gene Ontology annotation, cellular component: nucleus. Gene Ontology annotation, molecular function: DNA-binding transcription factor activity; transcription cis-regulatory region binding. The record is from RefSeq and is a predicted model, not a curated record. The transcript is spliced from 3 exons. NCBI's taxonomy places the organism in Eukaryota, Fungi, Ascomycota, Sordariomycetes, Hypocreales, Hypocreaceae.
AUGGCGACCACAUCACGCCCCUGCGUUGUCGAAGCAACGGCAGGAUGCAAAUGGCGAGAGCGAUCGCCAACUACGUCUGGUUUACGAACGCUGCAGGCCAUGGACGAAGUGUUUGACUAUGCUAGCUUUAUGUGGGAUCCGGGCAGCAGUCUUUGGCAACAGGAAAGCCCAGAUAUGGCAACCACCAUUGCGAUUAGCACGAAUGCUAUAGAGCCCACCGCAUAUAUAAACAGGCAUAUGGAUCCCCUCAUCAUGAAUUCAUACUCUGAUACUGCAACAAUUCAAGAGAAUGGGGACCAGAGUCUAGAUCAGAGCGCAUCUGCUACAAGUGAGAGGCUAAUGGAGUUCUUCGCCAAGUCCGCCACCCCGCCUAUUCUUGCCGGAGUUGAGUCUCAGAGGAAGUGGUUCUCAAUCCGUCAAGGUCUUGUCACAAUGUCGAAAAGCUCUCGCGUCCUACGCUGUUCUAUCUUGGCAUUCUCAAAUACUCUUCUCUGUCGCAGCAACAUGUCCUGGGCCUUUGCCGACCAAAACCACUGCGAAGAAGCCACCAUGGAAGUCGAGGCUCAAGAUCCAGAUUCAUUCAAUGAACAUAGCCUGGCUCGUGAAUGCCUCCUUGCCGCUCUAUUUUUCUUGAGUUACGUUGGGAUCAUAGAAAGCAGGCUCGACACGGCACAUCGUUAUCUCAAACAGGCGUACACAAUAUUCCAGAAGGGGAAUAAAGCCUCAUUCUCCCAUGUUGAAAAGCAGGUCCUUCUUUGGAUCCGGCUAUUGGAUGCCAGGGCAGUGUCGGCCGGUGGGGAGGGAUUAUUUCUGUCAAAAGAUGACGAAAUCGAGCUUGUAGAUGCCUCUCCUGCGAGCUUUGAUGCUGAGACGGAUGAAAUUGCGAGAAGCCAGGAUGCUUCCAGUGACGACAUUGAGGACGUUUUGUUCCAAGUCCUCUACCAACCCGGCAUCGUCUUUUUCCAAAAGGUACAAAGCUUCAUGGGGCGCAUCUCAAAGAUUGAUCCCUGGCAUCGAUCAAGAGGAACUGUCGAAGACGAGAUAGAAGUCAUGAACAUUGGCGCUUCCAUAGCUGCCGACCUCCGAUCAUUGUACGAUCAGCGUCCACCACUCAUGGACUACGCCGUCGCGGGAAAGUUGUCGGAGCCUCACAUCUCGGCGCACCUGGCUUUCACCAUUACGAGAGCUUUUCGCACGUACUUGUCCAACUACUACGCCAGCAAAGUCCAUCUUCAUCGCGUUGCUUACAAGCACCUGCCAUUGACCAAAGAAGCAGCCGAUGCCCUUGGUCAAAUCCGCAAGCUGGCGCACCAAAUCUCGUCUGAUCUCGCUCCCGAUGACUCGCUUCCGGUAAAUAUGCUCUGGCCUCUCUUGAUGCUGGGCGUAGAAGAGCAGGAUCAAGAUGAAAAGGCGUGGAUUCGAGCUCAGAUUGUGAGGAUGGAGGGCGUCGCGGGGAACGCAAGAAUCACGGCGCAAGUCCUUGAAGAAGUCCAAGCUCGCCAAGAAGCAUCAAAGUCUCGUGCUGACAUCCGAUCCGUGAUGCAUGCGGUCUUUAACUCCUGUUUUGCAAUCUUGUGA